Messenger RNA from Apis mellifera (honey bee), 1621 nucleotides. RefSeq names its product vacuole membrane protein 1. NCBI's taxonomy places the organism in Eukaryota, Metazoa, Arthropoda, Insecta, Hymenoptera, Apidae. The coding region runs from base 324 to 1556 and encodes 410 amino acids. The record is from RefSeq and is a predicted model, not a curated record. The transcript is spliced from 5 exons.
AAUGAUUAGACAUUUUUAUAGAUGUAGUUUGUACGUAUUCACAUUUAUCAAUAUAUAUAGAAAGUUCUAUAGGUUAUAGUUCUAUAUGUAUAUAAAUGUAAACGUGUUACUGUAGUCGAAUUGACAAUUUGAUUAAAUUGAUUAAAAAUAUCAACUUUUUUAAGUGCACAUGCUAAUUAUCGAUCGUUUAAAAUACUACAAAGCAAUUAAUUUUUUAUUCAAAUGUAUGUUUUAUGAUGAUUUGAAUAAGACAUUUUCUUUUGACUCAGCACUUAGUCACAUUCAUAUUUUAAGGUUAAAAGAAUAAUCAGUGAGGAAGUAUCAUGUUGGAAAAUACCACUGCCAUUCGACGUGUGAAAGAUUCAAAACCUGUUAAUGGUGCUCAACAGAAUGUAGAAGAAAAAAAAUCUGCACCAUUUUCAGGAGAUUUAAAUAAUUUGAAUACUGAAUUAUAUGUAGAUUCUGAACAUUUAACAUUAUGGCAACAUCCAAUUACUACAUUGAGUUAUUUUUUCCGGGAACUUUUUAGUAAUAUAGUUAGACUAGGAAAAAAGGCAUUACAUUAUAAAAAGACAGUAUGGAGCAUAAUUUCAAUAAUAAUAUUAUUUCUGAUAUUAAGCAGAAUUUCUGGUCCACAUCAACAGAUAUUAAAAGCAUGGGAAACAAAAGUGAUUUGGUGGUUAUAUUGGAUAGGUUUAGGUGUUCUUUCCAGUGUAGGUCUUGGAACAGGCUUACAUACUUUUGUACUUUAUUUAGGACCACAUAUAGCAGCUGUUACUAUGGCUGCAUAUGAAUGCGGUGCUCUUAAUUUUCCUGAACCACCAUAUCCUGAUCAAAUAAUAUGUCCCACAACAAUUGAUCCAAUGUGGACAGCAGGUAUAUUAAAUAUUAUGAGAAAAGUACGGGUAGAGGCUAUGCUUUGGGGUGCUGGUACUGCACUUGGUGAACUACCACCAUAUUUUAUGGCUAGAGCUGCUCGGACCAGUAGACAAAAUAGUAGGACUGAAGAAUUUGAUCAAGAAGAUUUAAAAGAAUUAGAAGUUUUAGAAGCUUUAGAAAAUGGUGAAAAUAUAUCAUUAUUAAUUCGGCUAAAAUUGACUAUGAAACACUUUGUACAAAAAGCGGGAUUUUGGGGAAUCCUUGCCUGUGCUUCAAUUCCUAAUCCAUUAUUUGAUCUUGCUGGUUUGACAUGUGGUCAUUAUUUAAUUCCUUUCUGGACAUUUUUUGGAGCCACACUUAUAGGCAAGGCGAUUAUAAAAAUGCAUAUUCAACAACUUGCAGUGAUUAUAGCUUUUAAUGAAGAACUUCUAGAUAAAUUUAUAAAAUUGCUUGCAAUUGUACCAUUUAUAGGUUCUAAAUUUCAAGAACCAUUAAAAAAAUACCUUAUUGAACAAAAAAAAAAGUUGCAUGACAAGACAUCAAUGGAUGGAGCAACAACAAUUUCAUGGUUAUUUGACAAAUUUGUAAUAUUGAUGGUAUGUUACUUUUUAGUAACAAUUAUUCAUGAAUUAGCAAGAAAUUAUCAUCGUAAACGAAAUAAACGAUGUACUGAUUAAAAUUCAAUGAAUAUAGGAUGUAUAAUGUAAAUGUCAAAUCAAUUAUAAAAUUACGAACAGGUGAA